Messenger RNA from Aspergillus pseudotamarii, 3372 nucleotides. Its product is annotated as terpenoid cyclases/protein prenyltransferase alpha-alpha toroid. The record is from RefSeq and is a predicted model, not a curated record. NCBI's taxonomy places the organism in Eukaryota, Fungi, Ascomycota, Eurotiomycetes, Eurotiales, Aspergillaceae. The coding region runs from base 1 to 3372 and encodes 1123 amino acids. Gene Ontology annotation, molecular function: protein binding; lanosterol synthase activity. Gene Ontology annotation, cellular component: lipid droplet. Gene Ontology annotation, biological process: triterpenoid biosynthetic process; ergosterol biosynthetic process. The transcript has 5 exons.
AUGGCCGAUCCUAUCGCUCCCUGGAGAACCGCGGCGCAGGGCCAUUUGACCGCCGAUGCCAAUGGAGAUCCCAAAACAGACUACUCAAGGUGGAGAUUGCUGGACAAUGAUGGUCGUCAGACCUGGCAUUACCUCGAAUCAGAUGAAGAGAAUGCAGAAUGGCCUCAAUCGGUGGCUGACAAGUACUUUCUGGGGCUCCCUACGGGACUUCCUAAGCUGCCACCUGCGAGAACGCCACUACAGUGUGCAGAGAAUGGCCUGGAAUUCUUCUCUAAAUUGCAACUUCCCCCAGGUAAUUGGGCCUGUGAAUAUGGUGGGCCGAUGUUUCUGCUGCCAGGACUCCUAAUCACCUAUUAUGUAACCAACACUCCAAUUCCUCCGGAGUAUGCUACUGAGAUCAAGAGAUAUCUUUUCGCUCGUCAGCACCCCGAAGAUGGAGGCUGGGGUCUCCACGUCGAGGCCCAUAGCUCCGUGUUUGGUACCUGUAUGAAUUAUGUUGCACUGCGCUUGAUUGGUGUCAGUGAAGACGACCAUCGAAUGAUCAAGGCCCGUGGUCUCCUACAUAGACUCGGUGGUGCCAUUUAUGGACCCCACUGGGCAAAAUUUUGGCUUAGUAUCCUUGGAGUCAUGGAUUGGGACUGCGUCAACCCCGUUCCUCCCGAAAUCUGGCUUCUCCCCGACUGGGUCCCAUUUGCCCCAUGGCGGUGGUGGAUCCAUAUCCGUCAGGUCUUUUUGCCCAUGUCUUACUUGUGGUCUAAGAAAUUCACUCAUCCGCUCGAUCCGCUUACCAAGCAGCUUCGAAGCGAGCUGUAUACCGAGCCGUAUGACUCUAUCGACUUCGCAAAGCACCGUAAUUCUAUCCACAAGGCUGACAAUUACUAUCCGAAGACGUGGCUCUUGAACACGAUCAACUCCAUUCUAGUCAAUGUCUGGAAUCCAUACCUGCGGCUUCCCGUACUUGUGCGCCGUGCUGAAGAAUGGACCUGGGAAUUGAUUCGCAUGGAAGACGAAAAUACCGACUACGCAGGCCUUGGUCCUGUGAGCAACCCAAUGAACAUGGUUGCUUGUUACCUCCACGACGGACCUGAUAGCUACUCGGUCCGUCGUCAUCGAGAGCGUCUGAAUGAUUAUAUGUGGGUGAAGAAUGAGGGAAUGUUGAUGAACGGCACCAAUGGUGUUCAGGUGUGGGAUACAUCCUUCAUCACCCAAGCUAUCGUCAUUGCCGGUUUCGCGAAUGAUCCUAAAUGGCGACCCAUGCUCACAAAAGCUCUGGAAUUUCUUGAUAAUCACCAACUGCGGGAGAAUGUACCAGAUCAGGAGAAGUGCUACCGUCAACACCGGAAGGGCGCAUGGCCCUUCAGCAACAGAACUCAGGGCUACACAGUUAGCGACUGCACAGCCGAGGGCCUACGGUCUAGCAUUCAACUUCAAGAGAUACACAACUAUCCUAGAUUGAUAUCCGCACAGCGCUUAAAGGAUAGCGUUGACUGCUUGCUGCUCAUGCAAAAUCCUUCUGGCGGUUUUACAGAGUAUGAGACCACCCGUGCAUCGCCAAAGGUGGAGUGGCUGAAUGCCGCUGAGGUUUUCGGUGGGAUUAUGAUUGGUUACGACUACCCUGAAUGUACCACUGCCUCCGUCACUGCGCUAUCUCUGUUCAGUAAGUUCUAUCCCGAUUACCGAUCCGACGAGAUCAUGGCGGCGAAAGAAAAAGCUGUCAAAUACAUCAAACGUGUGCAGAGGGCAGACGGAAGCUGGUAUGGAUCUUGGGGCAUCUGCUUCACCUAUGCUGCUAUGUUUGCCUUGGAAAGUCUCGCGAGCAUUGGAGAAACCUAUGAAAAUAGCGACUAUUCCCGUCGGGGUUGCGAGUUUCUCAUUUCCAAGCAGAAAGAAGAUGGAGGUUGGGGUGAAUCCUACCUCAGCAGCGAGCGACAUGUGUACACCCAACAUGAGCAAUCCCAAGGCGACAAGGCCCUCGCGAGCUCCGACUUCCCCGGUGCUAUCCGUUACUUUACACAAGCACUAGUCGAACUACCCCGCGCACCGCCAUACUACCUCAAACGAUCGACCGCCUACUCUCGAGUCAAACCGGUAGAUGGAGGCCCCCACUCCCAAGCAGCGCUACACGAUGCGGAGAUUGCUCUAACCCUUGCGCGGGAACGUGGAAAGAGGGAGUUAAUCUUAGCUGCUCAGUUGAGACGUGGUGUCGCAUUGUACCAGCUUGAAAGAUAUGGCGAUGCGAGCUUUGUAUUCGAGAUCAUCCAGGGGAAGACCGGCGCGGGCGCGGGUAAUGUGAACAAAUCAGAAAGGAUGAAAGAUGCUAUGGGUAUGGCCGGUGGUCCUCAAUCCACAUCAAAGAAUGGGUAUGAGCAGGAGCUGCCUAUCUGGAUACUCAAGGUCAAAAGCAAGCUUAAUAAGUUGCCUGAGGGGGAUAACAAGGCUGUUGUUACUAUUGCGGAAUACCCGAGUGGUGUCCAAGUUCCGACCGAGAAGGAGCUUAAGAACCAGUUGGAUACUCUCAAAUCCGGACAAAUUGGGGAUAGCAUCGUCCAGAGUGAGCCUGCCGCAGCCAACAAGACGGUCACAAGAGAAGCUUCGACGUCCAAGACGUCGGAUGGCCAAAGUGGUGCUGCUGGAAGCACCUCUUCUGCAGCUCCUUCCACUGUCCCUCCGUCUGACAAGGUUCGGCAUGAGUGGUAUCAAUCUAAUGAGACCGUUGUUGUGACUCUCUACGUCAAAGGGGUAUCCAAAGAUGGAGUGGACGUGGAACUAAAAGAUGAAUCGGUAUCUCUCCAAUUCCCCCUCCCAUCUGGUGCUGAAUUUGAUUUCACCCUUGAUCCUUUGUUUGCGUCGGUCGACCCAUCCUCUUCCAAGGUCUCUGUCAUGUCUACCAAGAUUGAGCUUGUCUUAAAGAAACGUGCUCCUGGCCAGAAAUGGAGUGCGCUAGAAGCAUCCGCAGUCAACAUUAAGCCUCCUGGUCGUCAGGCUGUCCCGGAUCCAACUCCUGCCAGUAGUUCUGCUCCAGCAUACCCAUCUUCAUCCCGCAAUGGACCCAAAGAUUGGGAUAAGUUGGCGUCGUCGCUUACAGCAAAGAAACUCAAGCCUAAAGACAAAGGCAAGGCCAAGGACGGGGAACAAAAGGGCCCAAAAGCGGACGAUGCUGGAGACGAAUCGGACGGUGCCGACUCGGUUGACUCAGACUUUGGCGGUGGUGACGCCGUCGAUACGUUCUUUAAGAAACUCUACGCCAACGCAGACGAGAAUACCCGUCGGGCCAUGAAUAAAAGUUACUUUGAAAGUCAGGGCACCUCGCUAAGCACUAAUUGGUCGGAAGUAAGCAGAGGAAAGGUGGAGCCUCGUCCACCAAGCGACUGA